Vigna radiata var. radiata (mung bean) is the source of this 1494-nucleotide messenger RNA. Its product is annotated as transcription factor DIVARICATA. The transcript is spliced from 3 exons. NCBI's taxonomy places the organism in Eukaryota, Viridiplantae, Streptophyta, Magnoliopsida, Fabales, Fabaceae. The record is from RefSeq and is a predicted model, not a curated record. Gene Ontology annotation, molecular function: DNA binding. Bases 317 to 1270 code for a protein of 317 amino acids.
AUUAGGUUUUAAAGUUUGCUUGGUCACCAAGAAACGACAAAGAGAACCUGUUUCCAACUUUUCCAUGGUUGAUUGUAAAUAGUCUCUCUUUUCUUUAUUGGAUCGUAGCUUUAUGCACCCUCUUCCUCUUAGGUUCUCAAACUUUUCUCUCUUACCGUGGACCUCACCUUUGUAGGAUCACCUUAGAAAAACCUCAUUUUCUUUGGUGGGGGUGAGAGGUUCUACCUUAUUCCUGGUUUCAUCCACAAGAGAGCAACAUCUAAGUUGUUUUAGUUUCAGAAUUCGUCAUACUCUCACACCAAAAUUCUUGUACAGCAUGAUUUUUCCAAGAUUUUGUACGAAUCUAAAAGGUAUGGAAUUGGAAACCCUGUACCCUCCUUGUUUUAUGCCAGAUUCAAAUUGGUUUGUGGAAGAGAGCCAAAGCACAGAAUGGAGUAGGGAGGAUAACAAGAAGUUUGAAAGUGCCCUUGCUAUAUACGACAAGGACACCCCAGAUAGAUGGUUCAAGGUGGCAGCCAUGAUCCCUGGGAAGACUGUGUUCGAUGUGAUCAAGCAAUAUAGGGAACUGGAAGAAGAUGUGAGUGAAAUUGAAGCAGGGCGUGUUCCAAUUCCUGGUUAUCUUGCCUCUUCUUUCACCUUUGAGCUUGUUCACAACCACAACUAUGAUGGAUGCAGAAGAAGGCCUGCAGCUGUCAGAGGUUCUGAUCAAGAGAGAAAGAAAGGGGUCCCCUGGACUGAAGAGGAACACAGACGUUUUCUGAUGGGACUUCUCAAGUAUGGUAAAGGGGACUGGAGAAAUAUUUCUCGGAAUUUCGUGGUGACAAAGACUCCCACCCAAGUUGCUAGCCAUGCACAGAAGUACUACAUAAGGCAAAAGGUUUCUGGAGGAAAAGAUAAAAGGAGACCCAGCAUCCAUGAUAUAACCACUGUUAAUCUUACAGAAACUUGUGCAUCGGAUAAGAUCAAGUCUCCUUUAUUUAACGUGUCGCCCAUGAUUACACCGCAGCAGAAGCUGAAUAGUAUGUCAAAAGUGCAGUUGGACUGGACCAGCCACUGCAAUGAUGGAUCACUCAUGGUUUUCAACCCAAACAGAGACAACUUGUUUGUGUCGUCUUCAUCUGAUAUCACUUCCAUGGCCCUGAAAAUGCAAGGCCAGGAUCUCUAUGACUGUGCUUUACACGAGGCUUAUGCCAAGGUAAAAGUUCCAGGUUUCGGCAUGCCUCCCAGAGACUUCAAUAAUGAAGCUAUUUUCGGUAUUCAUGCACUCUAGUCACAGACAACCCUGAUGAGAAAAACUCCACUGCAUUACAUCAUUGUUCUGUAGGAUUAAUGUAGAUGACCUGAAGCUAGCUAGCUACUUAGUUCAUGGUUAUUGAACAUCCUAAAACUGAAUUUGGAAUGGACUUCUUCUGAAGUUUUCCUCUUUAUCUUUUUAGUCACAGUGAUCAUGUCUAUUUCUUUGGAGACCCAAUCAUAUGAUGUACCAUUCAGGCA